AUCAGUACGUACCGAUGCCUGUCGGCGAGUGGACGUGUAUAGUAUUUUGUCCGAAUGACUUAUUCUCGACUUGCUUAAAUAAUGGUUUGUCUCCUGUGCGGCGCGUUCGUCCUCGGUUGCUGCGCGAUACUGUUUACUCUAACGAGAAAGUAUUUUGGCUCCCGUGAGGUGCCGAAGUUACCGGAAACCUGGUGGACGCCCGGCACCGAGGGCUCUGUCAAUAAUGAUAUUAGACCGUUCAAAGUUAUUUUUUCCGAAGAGAUGAUAAAGGAUUUGAAGUACCGAUUAAAUCAUACUAGACCUCUGACACCGCCGUUGAAAGACGUUGCCUGGAAUUACGGCACUAACACCGACGCCCUGCGCAAAUUUCUAGAUCAUUGGGCGAACGAGUAUAAUUUCGAGGAACGCGAGAAGUACAUAAAUCAGUAUCCGCAUCCGUUGUUAAUUGUACACGGAUGGCCUGGUUCCAUAAUGGAAUUUUACAAGAUCAUUCCAUUACUGACCUCACCGAGACCCGAGCACGAUUUCGUAUUUGAAGUGAUAGCGCCUUCGCUGCCUGGAUUCGGUUUCUCCAGCGCAGCUACGAUACCUGAACUUUCGAGUCUUCAAAUGAGCGUGAUUUUCAAGAAUCUCAUGUUAAGGCUCGGCUAUGAUAAGUAUUAUGUUCAAGGUGGCGAUUGGGGUGCCAUUGUCAUUCAAACCAUGUCGUGUCUAUAUCCGCAACACGUCUUGGGUAUGCAUUCCAAUUUAUGCUUAAUACUCAGUAAAUGGGCUCUACUGAAAAACGCAUUGAAGAGUUUUUCUUCGUUUUUACCUUGUGCUAAUAAAACUAAGAGAAAAGGUUUUAUCGGCCAGUUUCUGGCGGAGACUGGAUAUUAUCAUAUUCAAGCUACGAAACCGGAUACAGUUGGAGUCGGACUAAACGAUUCACCUGCCGGCUUAGCAUCGUAUAUCAUCGAGAAGUUUUCUACCGGCACAAAUGUGUCUUACAAAUACAGGGAAGACGGUGGAUUUCUGGAGAAAUAUACGUACGACGAAUUGAUCGACAACCUAAUGAUCUAUUGGGUGUCGAAUAGUAUGACUACGGCCAUGAGAAUAUACGCUGAACAGUACACCAAGUCGAACAGAUCCCUGACGGCAACCCUGAAUUCAAUACCGGUUAAAGUUCCCAGCGCCUGUGCGCAGUUCCCUCACGAAAUCAUGGCGCAAAGUCCGGACGAACUGAGAACACGAUUCGUGAAUCUCUUACGAAUUACCAAAAUGCCUCGAGGUGGUCAUUUCGCGGCAUUCGAGGAGCCCGAGUUACUCGCAAAUGAUAUAUGGAUUUCCAUCGACGAGAUCGAGAAGUGGAACAAAAAGCACAGGGAAACAAUUUUUUAUGAAUAAGAGGACAAACGUAAUUCAUAAACGAGAAGAGCAUAAAUCGCGCGUUAUUCGAAAUUACAAGGGCAUAAUGUAUUUUUUAUAACUUUUUUAUAAAGAUUUUCUAUUUUCAGUAUGUUUAUAUGAGAUAUAAACGAUCUUUUUAUCUUUAUUAGUGUAGAAAGGGUGUUUUCAAUACUUACUAUUCGAAAUUACAAGGGCAUAAUGUAUUUUUUAUAACUUUUUUAUAAAGAUUUUCUAUUUACAGUAUGUUUAUAUAAGAUAUAAACGAUCUUUUUAUCUUUAUUAGUGUAGAAAGGGUGUUUUCAAUAUACUUUGUAUUUUAGAUAGUAUAUAUUUUAUGAAGUUUAAUGAGAUACGAAAUUAUAUGUUUUAAAUAUGUUUUGAGUUAUUUUAAUUACAAGUUACAAUUUGGUCGUUGCAUAAUUUUCAAACACGGCGACGAUGGUGUUUAAAGAGCAGCAACGCGUUUUCACUCCAACUCGACUGUGACGAAUCUUAAUUGUUAUCGAACAACGAAGAACGCCACAGGCAAUGCUGACACAAAGUUGAACUUUCGAAAGACCGUGGUCGCCGUGGUGCAAUUAACAUCGAAAACUCAGGUAUAGAUAGCUGCUUGUUUAUCUUAUGGGUAACAUGAUCAAUUGAUACAAGCACGAUUUUUCUCGACGAAAUUAACGAUCAGUGAGCCUCUGUGAU
This is a messenger RNA of Wasmannia auropunctata (little fire ant), 2082 nucleotides long. Its product is annotated as juvenile hormone epoxide hydrolase 1-like. Gene Ontology annotation, molecular function: epoxide hydrolase activity. The transcript is spliced from 6 exons. The record is from RefSeq and is a predicted model, not a curated record. Bases 82 to 1386 code for a protein of 434 amino acids. NCBI's taxonomy places the organism in Eukaryota, Metazoa, Arthropoda, Insecta, Hymenoptera, Formicidae. Gene Ontology annotation, biological process: epoxide metabolic process.